UUUUGUGUCCACAACUAGGUUAUGUCCGAAUUUGUGUUUCUUGCUUUUAAUACAAUUUUAUUAAAAUUAUGCGAUGGCCCUCACAGUGGAACAAUGUGAUAUUUUACUCGAUAUUUUGGGUGAGACUAAAGUGAGGACCCACACCUUAGAGAGCCUUUCGAAUGAGUUGCACAAAAAAUUCGAGUCUUGUGACUAUUUCAAGGUGGGUACUUGUCUGGUGAUGUUGCUUCAGCAGGACCUCCUGAAAGAACCUGAACAAAAACUCGUCGCUGUAACACUUUUACAUGAGUUGUAUCGUGGCGAAUCGCUCGCAAACACCCCUUUUGUUAACGUUUUCAACCACCUUUUGCACCCCCCUGAACACCAGAGUAGUGUGGGGGCCCCCAAACUCGAAUAUCCGGGCCAAUUACCCAAAUUGACACCACCUGAGAGACAAUUUCUGAUGCAAUUGUUGGCAGACGUCCCCAAAGAUGCUAUACUGAAAAAAACAGCCACUCAAAUAAUCAAUUCAGACGUGGGGAAUGUCCAAACAAAUUUUGAUUUUUCAGUCGUACAAUUACUACUCGCUGAAAAACAAUCCGAAUUGCCACAAACUUGCAAAACUGGAAUUCCUGUAAUUUUAUCACUGCCUGAAAAAACCAACAAUUAUGUGUCACAAGAGGGUGAUUAUACUAGUCUUGUUAAAAGUAUAGCAAGUGGUGAUAGUGCCCCCAUUAAUAAAGUAUACAAACCUGAAUUUGUGACACUAGCACCGCCUUUAUUAGACACAGAAGAUGAAAUGGUGUGGUUAAACCCGACUAAUAUUAAGGAACACACUGUAGCAUAUGAUGUAACAAUGUGUGUCCCUGAUACAGCGGGUCAAGAAGCCCGACUUUUGAUGAAUAAGGCUUACAAAUCAGCGCUAUCUUUGCAACAACAACAACAAUUAUUAGGAGAAUUGGAAAAUGAUUCGAAACUUGUCUACCACAUUGGUUUAACACCUUCUAAAUUGCCUGAAUUGGUCGAAAACAACCCACUUAUCGCCAUUGAAGUUUUACUCAAACUUAUGCAAUCGAAACAAAUAACGGAAUAUUUCAGUGUUUUGGUCAAUAUGGAAAUGUCGUUGCAUUCAAUGGAAGUGGUAAAUCGGUUAACAACAACCGUGGAUUUGCCCACAGAGUUUGUCCAUUUAUACAUUUCGAAUUGUAUCUCAACUUGUGAGACAAUCAAAGAUCGUUAUAUGCAAAAUCGGUUAGUUAGAUUAGUUUGUGUAUUCCUUCAAUCACUAAUUCGGAACAAAAUAAUCAACGUUCAAGAAUUAUUCAUUGAGGUUCAAGCGUUUUGUAUCGAAUUUAGUCGAAUUAGAGAGGCUGCUGCACUAUUCCGAUUAUUAAAACAAUUGGAAUCGGGGGAACAAAUCGGUCUUUCAUCACCACCAAUCAAAAAACAACUCGAAGGUUGAUUAAAUUUAAUGAAAUUGUAUCGUACAAUGUGGCAGAUUGUGUUGUAAUUUAUCGAGGAUUUUCUCCUUCUCUUUAAUGUAGGGUAAAUCUGCAAGAAUUAACUCUUUUAGAUUGUUUAAUGUGUUGAGGUGGAUUAAGCCACUCUCUGUUAUAUUCAAACACUCGGUGAUUUGUAAAUAAAGUAAGGAGUUUUUUAAA
Tribolium madens (black flour beetle) is the source of this 1640-nucleotide messenger RNA. RefSeq names its product CCR4-NOT transcription complex subunit 11 (gene Not11). NCBI's taxonomy places the organism in Eukaryota, Metazoa, Arthropoda, Insecta, Coleoptera, Tenebrionidae. The coding region runs from base 74 to 1441 and encodes 455 amino acids. The record is from RefSeq and is a predicted model, not a curated record. Gene Ontology annotation, cellular component: CCR4-NOT complex. The transcript has 6 exons. Gene Ontology annotation, biological process: mRNA catabolic process; negative regulation of translation.